Messenger RNA from Gracilinanus agilis (Agile Gracile Mouse Opossum), 975 nucleotides. Its product is annotated as chymotrypsin-like elastase family member 2A. The transcript has 5 exons. Bases 1 to 975 code for a protein of 324 amino acids. The record is from RefSeq and is a predicted model, not a curated record. Lineage: Eukaryota; Metazoa; Chordata; Mammalia; Didelphimorphia; Didelphidae. Gene Ontology annotation, molecular function: serine-type endopeptidase activity. Gene Ontology annotation, biological process: proteolysis.
AUGUCCCCCUCCAGGAGGAAAGGGCACAGGCCUCUUCCUUCCCCAGGAGUGAGUAUCGCCUCCCGGACCCUACGGUGGCCGGACGCACAUUUCUCGCCUUUUCUGUCUCUGACAAACCUAGAAACUUUAACUCUGCGAGAUGAGACGACGCCUAGAAGCGUAAACUUUAGAUGUUUCAACGCUUUGAGAAAAUGGCGUUCUCUGCCGGCCACACACGUGUUGGGGCAUCCUCUCUCCUCUCCUCACUCUCAGGCUCGAGUCCAGGGGAGCCACAGGUUUGUCCAUGUCUGUGGGGGGACCCUGAUCCAUCCCAGCUGGGUCCUUACUGCCGCCCAUUGCUUCUCUGGGGGGAAGACAGAAGAUGUUGCCAAUUGGCGCAUCGUGCUGGGCAAACACCGACUCAACCAGACGGAGGCGACCCAGAGGGUGCACCGGGUGAAGCGAAUAUACCGGCACGAGCACUUCCACUACCCACAGCUGGACCGGCUGAACAACGACAUCGCCCUGGUGCGGCCGCUCCACGACAUCCCCAGCGGCCCCUACGUGCACUAUGCCUGCCUGCCUCCCUUUGGAGGCCCCGGCCUGAGGCCCGGCCAGCUCUGCUGGGUCACGGGCUGGGGAGGCACCCAAGGUGGGGAGGAGAACCUGACGCUGUCCAGUGUUCUGAAUCAAGCCCAGCUCCCUGUCAUGGACUUCAGCACUUGUCAACAGGACAAGGUCUGGGGUGACAAAGUGAGCCCAACCAUGCUGUGUGUGGGCUUCGGGGACCUCCCAGGGGCCCCCGCCGCGUGCCAGGGAGACUCGGGGGGCCCCUUGCUUUGCCAGAUGGGAAGGAAUGAGUGGGAAGUCCACGGCAUAGCCAGCUUUGGGCCCGUUGGCUGCCGAGCUGAGAACAAGCCCAGCGUCUUCACCAGGACGGCUUCCUACAGGCCAUGGAUCGAGGCUACCAGAAUCCGUGACUUCUUCUUCUAUUGA